AUGCUAGUGGAAAUUCAACCACCUUGGAAGAUAUAUUUUGAUGGUUCUUCAUAUCGUGAAGGACCCGGUACUGGAGUGGUGUUUUUCACUUCCUAUGGAGAAGUCUUGCUGUAUUCCUUAGCUCUAACACUACACUGCUCCAAUAAUAUUGCUGAAUAUCAAGCACUCUUACUUGGAGUUGAAAUAGCCAUUGAUAUGAAUGGACAUUUGUACUUCCUGGUUGCAACCGAGUACUUCACAAAAUGGGAAGAAGCUAUUUCUCUCAGGGAAGUAAAGAAAGAGAAUGUCCCUAACUUCAUUCGAGUAAAUAUUAUCUACUAUUUCAAUAUUCGUCGAUACAUAUUGAUAGACAAUGGAAAGCCAUUUGAUAACAAGUUGAUGACAAAGAUAUGUGAUCUUUUUUGCUUCAAGCAACAAAAUUCCUCUAUGUAUUAUGCUGCUGCUAAUGGCCUUACUGAAGCAUUUAACAAGGCACUCUUCAUCUUGUUGAAGAAAGUUGUUUCUAAGUCUAAGAGAGAUUGGUAUGAAAUAAUGGGAGAAGCCCUUUGGGAAUAUAGGACUACGUAUCACAUGCCAAUACAAGAGACUCCCUAUUCUCUUAUUUAUGGAGUUGAAGUAGUCCUUCCACUUAAGUGUCCAAUCCCAUUAUUGCGGCUUGCCAUUUAA
This is a messenger RNA of Solanum dulcamara, 666 nucleotides long. RefSeq lists its product as uncharacterized. The transcript is spliced from 2 exons. Gene Ontology annotation, biological process: DNA integration. Lineage: Eukaryota; Viridiplantae; Streptophyta; Magnoliopsida; Solanales; Solanaceae. The record is from RefSeq and is a predicted model, not a curated record. The coding region runs from base 1 to 666 and encodes 221 amino acids. Gene Ontology annotation, molecular function: nucleic acid binding.